Messenger RNA from Erigeron canadensis, 1170 nucleotides. RefSeq lists its product as uncharacterized. The transcript has 3 exons. The record is from RefSeq and is a predicted model, not a curated record. The coding region runs from base 1 to 1170 and encodes 389 amino acids. NCBI's taxonomy places the organism in Eukaryota, Viridiplantae, Streptophyta, Magnoliopsida, Asterales, Asteraceae.
AUGGAUUCCGAUGACUCAUCCGGAUCUUCUAACGGGUCUGCCGAUUACGAAGAGCGUGUACAGAAUGUGCUUCUUCGAGCCGCCGAACUAAUUAGACGACAGAUUGACGAACAACCUGCGCCAGUCAUUAGAAGAAGGGUACCAGUUGAUCGUGAUCGUAUUGAAGCACACGCUCGUUUGAUGCGUGACUAUUUUGCUAAAGAACAGCGAUAUCCAGCCAGACUUUUUAGACGAAGGUUUCGUAUGUCAAAAAAUUUAUUUGAGCGGAUAGUCGGUGAUUUGGAGGCUCGGUACCCAUAUUUUCAGAUGAGAUAUGACCGUGCUGGGCGCAGAGGGUUUGCCGGGGUACAAAAGUGUACAUCUGCAAUUCGUCAAUUGGCAUAUGGCGUUAACAGUGAUUUCCUUGACGAGUAUUUGCAGAUGUCUAAGCGAACAUCAAGGGAAUCUUGUCUAAAUUUUUGUGUUGGUAUACGGGAAAUUUAUGGAGCAAGAUACCUACGGAGACCGACUCCGUCUGAUCUUCAGCGUAUAUACGAUGUUCAUGAACAAGUUGUUGGUUUUCCCGGUAUGAUCGGUAGUAUAGAUUGUAUGCAUUGGCCAUGGGAGAUGUGUCCGGCGGCGUGGCGAGCUUCGUUUUGGGCAAACAGAAACUUUUACGAGAAGGGCUACUAUUUGGGCGACGACAUCUAUCCGGAAUAUGCUACAUUUGUGAAGACCUUUUCCGACCCGAUCGAUGAAAAAAGAAGACAUUUUAAGAAGAAACAAGAGUCGGCACGAAAGGGUAUUGAGCGGGCUUUCGGUGUGCUUAAAAAACGAUGGAAGGUGUUAAAACAUCCGACACUAUAUUUGGACAAAAGAAAUAUCCAAGAUGUUUGUUAUGCUUGUAUCAUUUUACAUAACAUGAUCCCGGAGGACGAAAACAAGGCCGUAUGCCAGGACUACAACGCCCAAGAACCGAGUCUCAAUCCAGAUUAUUGGAGCCGCAUAACUCCAAUGGAAGUUCGUAUCCAAAAUCUGCAUGCCGUAAAAAACCGUGAAACCCACAACAUGCUAACGGCAGAUUUGGUUGACCAUCUUUGGGCGAACACACCACAUGACUUCGAGCCUGCAGCCGAUCCCUUCGCCGAUCUUCGAGAGUAUGUUAGCACCGACGACGACGACUCCGAUUAG